Pundamilia nyererei is the source of this 2898-nucleotide messenger RNA. Its product is annotated as transcription regulator protein BACH1-like. The record is from RefSeq and is a predicted model, not a curated record. Gene Ontology annotation, biological process: regulation of transcription by RNA polymerase II. The coding region runs from base 152 to 2101 and encodes 649 amino acids. NCBI's taxonomy places the organism in Eukaryota, Metazoa, Chordata, Actinopteri, Cichliformes, Cichlidae. Gene Ontology annotation, molecular function: RNA polymerase II cis-regulatory region sequence-specific DNA binding; DNA-binding transcription factor activity, RNA polymerase II-specific; protein binding. The transcript has 5 exons.
CAGUAAGUGCUGCUAGCGCUUCCUUGUCCAAGCUGUCACAUGACUACAGUGAAGUCAGGCUCGGAAUGGCCAGAAGCAUCUGUACCCUGUCCCUAAAUUUACUAAUGGCAGUGUUAUCCAGGUAGCAUGGCAGGCUGAGCUUGUAAGAACUAUGGCGCUCCAAGCUCCUCGCACAUCGGUGUUCACCUUCCAGUCUGCAGUGCACAGCGCCCACGUUCUGCAGUGUCUGAAUGAGCAGAGACAGCAGGACGUCCUGUGUGAUGUGACGGUGGUGGUGGAAGACAGGAGUUUCCGUGCUCAUUGCUCUGUCUUGGCUUCUUGCAGUGAAUACUUUCACAGCAGGGUCACCAGUGUCACCAGCCAGAAUCCCAUCAUCACCUUGCCACAUGAGGUGACCGUAGAGGGGUUUGAACCUUUGCUUCAAUUUGCCUACACAUCAAAGCUCCUUUUUACCAAAGAAAACAUUGAUGCUAUUCACAGCAGUGCUGAGGUUUUAGGAUUUCACAACUUGGAGUCGACAUGCUUUGAUUUUCUCAUCCCAAAGUUUUGUGAAAGCAAAAAAUCCUCACAGGAGGUCAAGCAAAAAGUCUGUUGCCAGAGCCGGGAUCCUAGUGCAAGUUUUGGCUCUCGUGCAGAGAGUAGCCAACCAGAAUCAUGUGAGUCACACAGCUCAGUGCCUUCAGGAGGUGAUGAACAAAUAGACUUCCCGUCGCAGUGUCCACAGAGUGCACAAGGUCAGACAAACAGCAGGGAGGAACACUUCUGUUUGGAGAACUGUGGACCACAAAUGGCCCCCUUAUCUCUGGAGUUAACAGGAAAUGGCAUGUGCCCCAUGUUGUCUCUGCCUUGCCCAAACUCUGACAAAGCAGAUCAUCCGUCUCAGUUUUGUGAAAAAGACAUUUUAGAGAUGGGGGGCGUGUGCAGUCAAAGUGAGAUGAGUUUGGCAGACUGCGGCUUAUCUUGUGAGCUGUCAGCCUCGGGGGAUGUGAAUCCACCAGAACUCAUUGAUCCACCAGGCAGAGAAAUUAAACAAACUGUUGAGACACUUGGUGCAGAAACCAAUUGCAUCCCUAGCUCAUGUCCACUCGAGACUUCAGGGGCAGAAGAUUGCAGUACUUUAAUAAAACAGAGUGAGGCUCACCUUGAACAGGGAAUGACAGGUGAUCUUUCAAACUCUGCACUGACUACUCUAAGCCAUGAAGAAGGAUAUGGCGACAGAAGUCGCGUGGAGAGGGAGGUGGCUGAACAUCUGGCAAAAGGAUUCUGGUCCGACCUCUGCCCGUCUCAGGCUCAGCCACUUCCUGUGGAUCCAGUGGAACAAAAUAAUCUAGCAAAAGCAUCUGACUUUCACUGGCUUAAGCAGCUGGACCUGAGUGCCAGUGUAGGAGACUGUCCCUUUCUCAGGGACCUUGGAACAGGUGAUGAUGCAGCUACACACACUGACAGCUUGUCUCAGGCAGAGAAGAGCCCUUGUAUGUCCUCCUCAAUAAACUCUGCUGAUGACUCAGACCUGGACACAGAUGGCGAUACUGAGGCCAACAACAAAAGAGCAGAAGAGGUUCAGCUUCCAUUCCCAGUGCAGCAAAUCUCAGUGCUGAGCCGGAGUGAAUUUCAGCAGCUUCUGAAAAAACAUUCAUUGACCCAGGAGCAGCUGGACUUCGUCCAUGACGUCCGUAGACGAAGUAAAAACCGUGUGGCUGCACAGCGGUGCCGGAAGAGAAAACUGGACAGCAUAUACCAGCUAGAAUGUGAAAUCAAAGGAUUAAAAAGUGAGAAACAGCGGCUGCUCCAGGAGCAAACAGAACUGAAGCAAAACCUUGAGGACAUGCAGCAGAGCCUUUGUGGCCUGUGUAAAAGUGUUGAAUCUUGCUCUGAUCAGGACCAGUUACAGAUUCUUUCCAGAUUCGCCUCGCAAGAUAUUCCCAUCCCUUCUCCCAACAUUGUUCCAGCAAUUGAAUUGGUAAGUUCAGAGUGUGAGCAGAGCGGGCAAACUGUACAAACAGUUCAAGUCGCUGAGCUGCAGGCCGGCACAGAGGACACGGGCUGCCCUGUUCCUACAUCUCUGCUCAGUGCCUGUCUGGAUAUGAACAGCAGCUUAUAGUAACUGGACUUAAACUACACGGUCACUUGUAAUCAUGCAGGCCCACAGGUCAAAGGGUGAAACUUGGUUCUAUAUUGUAAUCCUCUUUUGGGAUAGACAUGCUUUCCUGUGUGUUUCACUAAAUAAUUGUCUGCCUGGUAGAGGCAACUAUCAUGUCAGGCGUUUUCUUUGCUGUACUUCUAGUCUUCAUUUUACUGUAGCAAAAAAAUUAACCAGUAUUCAUUGUUUUAAAGGUGCAGGCAAUUUUCAGGUAGUUCCUAAAAGUUUCCAUUUGAAAAUUAGGAGGAUAAAAGUAGGUUUGCUUUUCUCAGGGAAGCUCAUAACCUGACUGUAUUUUGAAUCAUGCUGCGCACCCAAACAGGUAUGAAAAAGAUGUUUUAUUUUACGCUAAUUAGUCUGUUGUUUUAAUCUUAACACAUACUGUAUUAAUAUUUACAACUAUGCUAUUUCUUUGAUUAAAUAGGCAUAGAACUAAUUGAGUCUUUUCCAGUAGACUAACAAAUUUACACAGCUAACCUAACUUUUCAACAGCAUUAUUUGAAUACUAAUGUAUUUUAAACUCUAUUAGGUCUAAAAGUGUUACAAGGGAACAUAAGAAGUUAUUUCAUUUUAUGCAAAAUGUGCCUUAUGCAAUUGUGUAAUAUGGAUUCAAAAAGAUGAGGGCAUCUUUGUAUAUGCUUGGUUCAAGCACUAUUGCACAUUAACCCAGAGCUAAUAUUGAUGGCAUUGUGUUACAUGUUAUUUUGUCUGCAUGUUUAGUAUUUUUAUUAAAUGCUUUUAUGGAUUACAAAUUUAAA